Molecule: messenger RNA, 2531 nt
Organism: Spizellomyces punctatus DAOM BR117
Lineage: Eukaryota; Fungi; Chytridiomycota; Chytridiomycetes; Spizellomycetales; Spizellomycetaceae
Product: kinetochore-associated Ndc80 complex subunit NDC80
Exons: 11
Coding region: 494-2413 (639 amino acids)
Biological process (GO): attachment of mitotic spindle microtubules to kinetochore
Cellular component (GO): Ndc80 complex
Source: RefSeq, a predicted model, not a curated record
AAUUGGGCCUAGUCGUAGUUGGUUGUAAGGAGGGAAUUGGCUUUUCCGGGCUGGUUGUCGCCAGUCUAUUCCCUGGUGUAUUGUGUUGUGACAUUAGUUCUUGCCAAUACACUACGAUAUUCGGGUCAGAACAGUUGACAUGAAGACCUUACGCAAGCCCCAAGCCCCGUAGUCCAUAUUUGGGUUUAUGAGACGCGUGCAGCAUUCGGACACUUGCGGACAUCUGUCACGUCGGUCAGAUUUCACACUUCAAAGCGAGCGAGAUCGUCAAGAAUUUUCGAGAUCCCAUUGUCCCAUUCUCAGGACGGCGUUGGCUGCGACAAUUUUCGAGAAUCCAACUCUUCUUGAAUCCUCUUGAAUUUUGCAUAACUUGGAAUACUUCCGGUCCUUGUCUCCAACCAAAUAAAGCGAACUUCCACCGCCAUUUUUUGCGGAAGAACACCGACUGACAAAGCCGGUUGCCGUGCCAUAGGAUUUCCGGAUCACAUAUGUUAUGAACGGUGGAACAAGAUUAACAAGUGGUACGCAACCUGGAGGAAAUUACGCAAUGAACUCUCGAAUGUCAACGAUUGGAAUUGGAGGGCCUCGACCUUCACUCGGACCACCGAGGAUGUCCUUAGCCAGGGGAGGAGGUCCUAUAGGUGGAAUGGCGGGAAUGGCGGAUGGGCUGGCUGCAGGACGGACGUCUGAUGCGCGUAUGUCAGGGAUUGGAAGAACGAUGGGUGCCGUAUCCAGACGCUCCAGCCAGUAUGCUGGCCGACCGUCGAAUAUGGGAACUGGAGGCGCAACCAUCAUAACUAAAGACCCUCGUCAGAUACGAGACAAGUCAUGGCAGGCAAACGCCAUUCGUUCGCUUAUCAACUUCUUGGUGCAAAGCGGGUACAAUCAAGCUGUAUCAGUCAAAACCCUACAGGCACCUUCCGCAAAGGAUUUCCAAAAUAUAUUCAAAUUCCUCUACGCCCAACUUGAUCCCGACUACGUGUUUCAAAAAAAAUUUGAAGAAGAAGUUCCGCCAAUACUGAAAGGACUGAGGUAUCCGUUUGCCGAUCAGAUUAGCAAGUCACACCUAUAUUCCGUCGGGUCCAUGCAUGCAUGGCCAACACUAUUGGCAAUGCUCACAUGGAUUGUAGAGCUGAUUUGUUGCUGUGAUGCUAUGGAUAAUGAAAAUGACAUCGACGACGGAACCGGCAUUCAGGACGACAUACAACCGGAAAAGAUGUUCUUCAACUAUGUCACGCAGGCAUAUGGGGUCUUCUUGCAGGGAGACGAUAAUUAUGAGUAUAUGGAUAAAGAGCUUAUUGACAGUUUCGAUAGGAAAAACGAGAAGGUGCUCAAGGCAUUGGAGCGCCUAGAAACGGAACAUGAUGCAUUGGAAAAGGAAUGGACCCACCUGACCGAAAGCGAAUCUCCCGUGGUCUUACUUGAGCGAGAGAGCAGAAUUCUAGAAUCCGACAAAGAGAAGUUUAGGCAGUAUAUACAGCACGUGGAGGGCAAAAUACAAAAGUUCCAAGACGCGAUAUUGACGCUUAAAGAAGAUCUUGAGGCGAAAGAGAAAGAAGGGGAGCAGCUUGCUGACGAGAAGGCUCAACUGCAACGAACUGUGGAUGCACAGGAAAUUUCGCCAGCAGACGUUGAUCGAAUGACAGCCGAAAGAGAGCAGCUCAAUCAGACUCUGGGAACUGUAGCCGUGAAAAUGGACGAAGCAAACAAAAGCCUCUGGGACAAGGAGAUCACCAUGCAAAAAAAGAUGGAUCACUUGGAAAAGUUAAUCCAGGAGUACAAUACGUUUGCCUACAAACUUGGCUUGCUGGGGCCAGACUCAGCAGCGGCAGAGUUAGCGGUGGAAUUAGAACUGCGCGUGCACGCGAGCAGACCGGACCAAAUGGUCUCCCUAGAUCUACGUAACCAAGCAAAACCAAGCUUGACUCAACUUCGAUCAAAAUUCAAUUCGAAGUUGCACCAAGCGCAGGAUGAUGUGAUAGCAUUGCAAGAAACCAUGGAUAACCUGAACUGGUCAUUCACGCAAAAGAAAGAAGAACUUGGCGAGAUUGAGAGUCAAAUACGACAAUUGGCCGACCGCUACCGACAGGAGCAAGAGCAUAUUGGUAUUGCAAACAAUGCCAGCAACGAGGAGAUCCAGCAAUAUGAACGAAAUAUACAACGAAUCAAGAUUGAGGCUAACGGGGCUUUAAUCCAGUCACAACAAAAAAUGCAGAAGGCUGUCGUUGAAUACGAUCAACUUUCUCGAAACUGCACAGAACACCGAGAGCGAUUGCUCAACCAACUUGCCAAAGCUCUGGUAGAGGUUUUCAACUUCCACCAGCAUGUCCACGGCCAACUUGAGGAACUGCAUAAGGAAGCAGAAGUGCAUUUCAAGGAGGCCGUGCUGGAUGCGGAUAGGAGUAAUCGAUAAUAUUGGCAUUACUCCACCAAGAUUCAAUAGAAUUGGCACCAAGAGUGAACUGAAAGAAUAAGUCUGAUAGUUAUUACCCCAUAUUUUAUGUAUGAACAUUGAAAGUCAUUGAAAGUAA